Messenger RNA from Catharus ustulatus (Swainson's thrush), 3201 nucleotides. RefSeq names its product sodium voltage-gated channel beta subunit 3 (gene SCN3B). Lineage: Eukaryota; Metazoa; Chordata; Aves; Passeriformes; Turdidae. The record is from RefSeq and is a predicted model, not a curated record. Bases 255 to 905 code for a protein of 216 amino acids. Gene Ontology annotation, molecular function: sodium channel regulator activity. Gene Ontology annotation, biological process: ventricular cardiac muscle cell action potential; regulation of heart rate by cardiac conduction; sodium ion transport. Gene Ontology annotation, cellular component: voltage-gated sodium channel complex. The transcript has 6 exons.
GGGCUGUGCGCUGGCUCGGGCUGUGUCCGGGCUCGGCUCCUGUCCAGCCUCGGGCUCUGUCCGUGGUGCUGCCGCCCCCGCGGCCGAGCGCAGCCCCCGGACCGCGCCCGGCAUCCUGUUGCGCCGGGAGCGCGGCGAGCGGGGGAAGAGCAUCCGAGCACCGGAGCACCGGAGCAUCCGAGCAUCGAAUUAUCCGAGCAUCGAAUCAUCCGAGCAUCCUGCCCGGGAGCUGAGCGCCGGCCCCGCUCGGAACAAUGGCUGCGCUGCCGCGGCUGCUCUGCGCGUCCGCGCUCGCCCUGCUGCUCUGGGCUGGACUUUGCUCCUCGGUGUGUGUGGAAGUUCCAUCUGAGACAGAGGCUGUGCAAGGGACAGACAUGAAGCUGCUCUGCAUCUCCUGCAUGAAGAGGGAAGAGGUGACGGCCAGCACGGUGGUGGAAUGGUUCUACAAACCCCCCGAGGGGGGAAAGGAUGAGCCUAUCUACGAGCACAGGAAAUCCAUCCACGAGUUCCCAAGCCGCUUCAGUGGGCGGAUCCAGUGGAAUGGGAGCAAAGACAUGCAGGAUGUUUCCAUCACCGUGCUGAACGUCACCCUCAACGACUCGGGCGUCUACACCUGCAACAUCACCCGCGAGUUCGAGUUCGAGAUCCACCGGCCCCUCUUCCAGAGCUCCAGGAAGAUCCACCUCACCGUGGUGGAGGAGGCUGGAGAAGACUUCACCUCUGUCAUCUCAGAAAUUAUGAUGUACAUCCUGCUGGUCUUCCUCACGCUCUGGCUGCUGAUUGAAAUGGUCUAUUGCUACAGGAAGGUCUCCAAGGCAGAGGAGGCUGCCCAGGAAAACGCGACAGACUACCUAGCGAUCCCGUCGGAAAACAAGGAGAACUGUGCUGUGCCUGUGGAGGAGUAGCGGGAGGAGGCAGCGGAGUGAGCGGCACCAAGGGGCUCUGAAUUCAGAAGGACCAUGCCACAGCAGCCAGGUUUGAGGGGGAGCUCUGCGCCAUCAGGAGGAACACGGGGAAGUGUAAAUCCUCUUCCACUUGCCUUGGACUCUGUACAGCCUUGACUUUGGUCCUGUGACCCCUGAGAGCUGCCAGCCCGGUGCUGAAGGACUCCUCUGUGGAAGCAUGCUGAGCAAACAGCACAGGGGCGUGGGCAGCACGGCUCCUUCCCGACUUCCAGCUCCAUCAGCACCUCAAUGGCUUUGUAAAUGCUACUGUCACUUCUUAGCUGCUCUCACCAGCACCUUUAUUUGCUAAAUAUGCUGCUUCUCCAUUGCAGAGGUUAGGGGUAUGUGUGGCACACUGCUCUGAGCUGCAGGAUGCUGAACAAGGCUCUCUUAGGGGGUUAUUCCACCACAUGCUGUGGCCCAAGCAGUUUUCUUGGUGUUAAAGCAGGAAGAAUUUAAUUAGUUAAUGAAGUCACUCAGAAUUUUAGGCUGUCCAUGCACAAGCUGAGUAGGGUUAGGACUGUAAUGCACUAAAAUUGGAAAUGUGUACUAGGAAGGACAGGUCCCUGUGCCAUGUUCACACUUCCUUCUGGAGGGAAUUGAGAAUACAGAUCCUGAAGCAGUCCUGCUAUGGGAAGCAGGAUGAUGUAAGUAUUAGAAUCCCCUGUGUCCCUCUCAUUUAUCAAGUGUCAAAACCCCCUUCCACCUGCCUGGCACAGCAGGUUUGCUCCUGGAGUACACAGAGGGAGGAGAAACCUGCAGAGCCACAGCUGGCAAGACAGCAGGACCAGGCAUGGGAUCACCUUUCCUGGGAAACCCCAAAAAACAAGGCAGCCUCAUGCUGGUAGGCAGGAGAAAUAAAUGGGAUGCAAAGGCCUCACAGGAUGGCAGCUCAGUAAAAUGGUUGUGGUUUUAUAACUGGGAUGGUUCUCUGGUGCUGUAGCAGCACCAUCUAGAGGGAUAGACAGAAAACACCCACUUCUCCCAGCUAAUCCUAAUUCUCUCUUGAAGUAAUUAAUCACCAGUAUAAAUAGUCUGGAUUCAUCCUAAAUCAUCCUCUGUUGCCCAGGAAUCACCCUGGAAAUUCCAUCUUUCCUACCCAAACUUACCUUUUCUGAGGGUUAAGCUGAGUAAAAAUUGUUUUCUCCUCUUCAAUGCAGAUCAGCUGAGCUCAACAAGCUGGGAUUGGAAGGGGAGAAAAGGCAGAAACAUUGGCCAGGGUGGGAUUGUGCUGUAAAACCAGGUGGGGAAGGUUUGGAUUUGUUGUGUGACAUCCCUGCUGCAAUGGAGCCCGUGCUGCUCUGCCAGAGCUGACAAACUGCUCCACUGACCUCUUUGUAAGUAGUUCCCAAGUGCUUGUGACUCCAGGCAUGCUCCCACCCACGGGAUCCCCUCUGCUUUGUUCUGCUGCUCUUUAUGUGCUCGCUGAAAUCACAGAAAUUACCCCAUUUGUAAGCCAGGCCCAGGCCAGAUUUCCAACUGGCACUUGUUCAAAACCCUUUUUUUAGAGUGGGUGGCAACUUUAGGAAACUACUCCAGUGCAGGCUUGGUAGUAGGAUUGCUCCCAAGCCCAGAGCCAAGCCUGGCAAGGGGAGCACAUUUUCCAGAUGAAGCUCACUCAUAAUCUGGGCACCAGCUCCCAAAAUCCUGCUAUCCAAAAGGGAUAUCCCAAGGAAUAUCCAAGCAGCUCCUCUUUGAAUUCAGCUGGAUGUCAUCUUUUUCCCCAUCCCACUUUGCCUGGCAGAAUCCUGAACUCAACAGAGGGACUGGGUUGUAACUCUGGACUUUCCAGCAUUGAGCCCAUGGUGAAUUUUAGGACACCUCUCCCACUCCAGCUCUGCUCCUCAGUCCCUGUGAACCACGGAUAACCCUGGUGUCCUACUGCCACAUCAGAAAAGGAGUGAACCCUUGAAGAACUUCUUGAGAGCUACCUCAGGUGGUAAAGAAGGGCCAUCCCCUUGUCCUGCACCUCCCUGUACCCCACAGGCAUCUUCUGCAGAUGCUCUUUUUUGGACAAAUCUUUCACUUUUCCAUUCCUGCAGACAGAGGUGAGCACUGCCAUGUGGUGUUCCAAGCAGGAGGAAACGGGGUGCAAAGUUCUGCUCAAUAAUCUCACAGGGAAAAAAAGAAUUAUAAUUUAAAAACUGGUGAUUUUUCAAGACCUGGAAGAGAUGGUCCUGGCAAAGACUGUGUGUGUGUUUGGAAUGAGAGAGGAGACUCCAGAACAGGCAGGAUAAUAAAAAGAACAAAGAGCCAC